Molecule: messenger RNA, 946 nt
Organism: Hemicordylus capensis (graceful crag lizard)
Lineage: Eukaryota; Metazoa; Chordata; Lepidosauria; Squamata; Cordylidae
Gene: SPMIP5
Product: chromosome 3 C10orf82 homolog
Exons: 6
Coding region: 149-877 (242 amino acids)
Source: RefSeq, a predicted model, not a curated record
CGCUCCCUCCACGUGUUGUAAUUAAUGGUCGUCCGGCUGAGGUCACAAUGCCGCUGGACGGAGCAGUGUAAGCUGACCUCCGCUGGUGGGAAGCCGCCCACUUGAGAGUUGUAGCAGUGCCUGAAGAGAUGAGCUAGUCUGAAAAAGCAUGACAACGUAUCGGCGACAAGUAGAUGAAUCCCACCCUCUGAUACCAGGAUACACAGGCUACAUCCCUCUUAGGUUCUAUCGAAUUGGGACUAGUUUUGGAAACGAUUCUGUGUGGUGUGUAAACGCCUUCCGUGAUGCUACUCAGAGAAAGCAUGAGGACACCAAUGAACUGAGGUGUGCAGCUGCCACAGCGCCACAGCUGCCUCCACUCUGCUCCAAUGAAGAGAUAAUAAAUGUACUUGAUGACUAUAAUUACAAACGGCAUCCAACUGUGUUAGGGCCUGUAGAAACAAGAAGAAAUCUAUUUGAGCCUCCUAUUCCAGGCUGGACUGGAUUUGUACCCCGGUCCAAAGUUACAGAGCUUGGUCAUGGAGUGCGGUACCAUGUUAUGGCAGAAAAUUGCUAUCAGGAUUUUAAGGACUUGUUGGAAAGAAACCAUCGGGAUCCUGCUAGCCCAAUACCCAAGGGAGAGGAAGAAGUAAUGAAACACAGAAGAGAACUACGCCCACAUCCAAGAUUCUACAGGCCUGAGGGGAUGAUGCCCAAGUACACUGGUCAUAUUCCACAUGAACGUUCUGGCAUUGGAAAGACCUUUGGUAAUGUGUGUCGAAGCUGUUCUGUGUGCAAGCACACUGCCGAGAGCUACGGGGCUUACCUUGCCAAGAAACGGAAAGCUGAAAAGGAUGUAGAGCAGAUGAAAGAUGAGAAGAAAAGCAUAAUCACAUAAUGUUUUGAACUUUGGCACUAGACUAUUAAAAACAUACAGUAAUGUCUCAGAUGAGCACAUUUAAAAGCC